AUGGGGCAGAACUACAAAGAAAUCGCUGCAAUAGCACUUGCUCGACGAAAAGCCGCGAUUCCAACACAUUAUCUUCUUCCUUCGGAAUAUCUUCAAAAUCUACCGAGAAAUGUGACUACAGUGCCUAAGGAUUCAAAACAUUUCACAACCCAUGAGCUAGAGAUUAUCGAGGCAGAGGCAGCCGAUAUCCUCGAAAAGAUCGCUACUAGGGCCUGGACAUCCACGGAAGUGACGAAAGCUUUUUGUAAAGCUUCAAUUGUAGCAAAUCAACUGGUAACUGAAAUUCUCUUUUCCGAAGCUCUGAAAAGAGCUCAGUUCCUGGACGACUAUAUUGAGAAAGAACAUAAAGUUAUUGGACCGCUUCAUGGCCUCCCAAUUUCACUAAAAGACUGUAUGGUGACGCCACCUCAUCCGUCGUCUAUUGGAAUGGCCUGCUAUGCAAAUGAAGAAACAAGUGAAGCAACCGUCUUGGUCAGUAUUCUGGCCAAGCUUGGUGCUGUUUUUUAUGUUAAGACUGCGGUUCCCGUGGCCAUGAUGAUGAUGGAGACCAACAGUAAUAUUUGGGGUGAAACUACUGGAGCAUACCACAGCGGUUGUAGUCCCGGCGGGAGUAGUGGAGGAGAAGGUGCACUUUUGGCAAUGAGAGGAAGUCCUUUGGGUGUCGGUACCGAUAUUGGUGGAUCUAUUCGUAUUCCUAGCGCGUUCAAUGGGCUCUAUGGGUUGAAGCCAACUUUCGGAAGGUUUCCAGUCUACGGUACAAAGUCGGGGAUCACAGGCCAGGAUUUCAUAUUUUCCAACAAUGGACCGAUGUCCCGCUCAAUAGAUACUUUGAAGCUGUAUUGCCAGGCAGUCUUGUCCAAUGAAGUAUCUCCAUGGAAUUUAGACCCCAAAUGUCUCGCUGUUCCGUGGCGAAGUGGUACUAUCAAUCCUCCAAGUCGAAAGCUUCGCUUCGGGAUUAUCUCCGAUAAUGACGGAGAAAUCAGCGCUCAUCCUCCCAUUGUCCGCGGACUGGCGAUGACUAAGAAAGCCCUGGAAAAAGCAGGUCAUGAAGUUUUUGAGUGGUCUCCCAAUAAUCAUCCUGAGAUGGUUCGGGAAAUGAAUAACUCGUUUUACACAUUGGGUGGUGCUGCUAUUUUAGGGCUGACCAAGGAACAUGAUGAGCCAGUAUUUGGAAGCAUGAAGAGCUACGAACGGGCUUAUGAGCAAGGCGAGCAUGGGACUCUUGGACCGACCAAGCUAAGAGAAAUGAUUACCGCCAGAAACGGUUUCCAAAAGGAGUACCUGGACCGCUGGAAUGCUACUGCGGAAGAUGGAAACCAGAUUAUGGACGGUAUAAUUCUACCUGCCUCACCAUGGACAGCACCAAGACUCGGUGUUACCCAAACUGACAUCUUUUGUGUGAACUACACUGGAGUCUUCAAUUUACUCGAUUAUCCUGCGUGUACUUUCCCAGUUACUUUUACUGACAAGGACGUGGAUAAAGUCCGAACUGACUGGAAACCUUUGAACAAGAAGGAUGAAGCCCUUCAAGCAGAUUAUGAUCCCGAAUUUUAUCACGGAACGCCGGUCGCAUUGCAGUGUGUUGGUAGACGUUUGGAAGAUGAGAAAGUGCUGGAUAUGGUAGAGAUCAUCGCGAAUGCGUUGAGGAUGUGA
Molecule: messenger RNA, 1653 nt
Organism: Glarea lozoyensis ATCC 20868
Lineage: Eukaryota; Fungi; Ascomycota; Leotiomycetes; Helotiales; Helotiaceae
Product: Amidase signature (AS) enzyme
Exons: 4
Coding region: 1-1653 (550 amino acids)
Source: RefSeq, a predicted model, not a curated record